AUGUCAAACACCGCUACUGAUUGGCUUGCUAUUCAGUUCAAUACUGCUAGUUGGACUGUUAAUCAAGUAUGCAUACCUAUACUUUUCUUUGUUGGUAUAAUUGGUUGGACAUUAAAUACAAUAACAUUUUCACGGCCAUCAUUAAGUUCAAAUUCCUGUGCAACUUAUUUUCAUGCUAGUUCUUGGGCAAAUUUAUGUGUAUUAUUUUGGUCUCCAUUUACAUAUGCAGUUGGAAAUUGGUCAGGUUACCGCUUACCAGCGAGAUCAAUUUUAUUUUGUAAAAUCCGUAUAUAUUUUAUUACAAUGUUUUGUCAUGCCAGUGUUGCUUUUCUUCUUCUUGCUUGUGGCGAUCGACUUCUGCUUUGUUCACGAAACGCCAAUCGACGACGUUUAUGUCACGUUCGAAUUGCUUAUAAAAUGAUUGUUAUAACUAUCAUUAUCUGCGCCAUUUUACCACUCUAUAUACCAUUGAAAUACAACCGAUUAUCGGCUGUUUCAAAUUUAUGUAUUAUUGAUAUUGAUUUCCUUAUUUUUGAUGUUAGUUAUAAAUUAACAAUAUGGGCUAUCGUACCACCUUCUUUAAUGUUGACACUUGGGAGUUUAACAAUACAUAGUUUAAAACAAAAUUCUCGUCAAAUUGCAAAUAUUCGCAUCCAAAUUCAUAGUAAAGACAGACAACUUGUAGCAAUGUUAAUAGGUCAGAUUACUUUAUACAUCACAACAACAUGGCCUUAUGUUACUGUGAUGAUUUACAAUGUAUUGACACAGAAUAUUCUACCAUCAAACAAAUCGGCCACACGUAAUGCAAUUGAAACAUUUGCUCUUUCAUUUAGUGCAAAUUUUUUUCUUUAUUUAUAUAAUGCAAUUUCAUUUCUUGUUUAUACAUUAACAGCACCGAGCUUUCGACGUGAAUUAUUCCUUGCUCUAGUUCCAACGUUUAUUCGUCAAUACUUUCAUAAUCGAAUAGGAACAACAACAUUACAACAAACUGAAAAU
This is a messenger RNA of Rotaria sp. Silwood1, 996 nucleotides long. NCBI's taxonomy places the organism in Eukaryota, Metazoa, Rotifera, Eurotatoria, Philodinida, Philodinidae. The record is from the annotation of a GenBank genome assembly.